UCUCUCUCUCUCUCUCAGGUUUCUUGAAUGUCCAGAGAAAGUGGUGUUAGGGAAUUCUAUGAUGAUGCUGGUAAGAGGAUAAAGAGAGAGAUCGAUGCGUAUCUAAACACCACGACGAUGGGGCAUAUGGGGAGGAGACAGAUAUUGAUUCCGGCACCAGGGACUUUGAACACGAUCACACCAUGUGCUGCGUGUAAGCUCUUGCGGAGAAGAUGUGCAGAAGAGUGUCCAUUUUCACCUUAUUUCUCACCUCAUGAACCUCAUAAGUUUGCUGCUGUUCACAAAAUCUUUGGUGCCAGCAACGUCUCUAAGUUGCUCAUGGAGGUGCCUGAAAGUCAAAGAGCAGAUGCGGCAAACAGUUUGGUAUAUGAAGCAAAUGUUAGGCUAAGAGAUCCAAUCUAUGGCUGCAUGGGUGCAAUUUCUGCAUUACAACAACAAAUUCAAUCUCUGCAAGCUGAUCUCAAUGCAGUUAGGGCUGAAAUUUUGAGAUACAAGUACAGAGAAGCUGCUGCAAAUACUCAUGACAUCAACAUUAUUGCUUCUACUUUGGUUUCCGCCGGUCCCAUCUCGGUGGCUCAGCUGUCAUCCAUCCCAGCGCCGCCUACACCACCACCACCACAACCGUCCAUUGUCAUCUCAUCUUCUUCUUCGUCAUCAUCUUCAUCUUCUUCUUCAUCGUCAGUUCAUCUUUAUGGGAUCCCUUCUAGCACUUCUGGUUAUAGUACUAGCACCAUUCCUAAUAAUAAUGUAUCAAGUUACUUUGCUUGACCAUAUGUAACCCUAGUUUUUUUUUCUUCCCCCUUCUAUAUGAGUUAUAAAAGGAUAACUAAUUAAAUGAUUAUUUUGUAGUAGGGU
Molecule: messenger RNA, 855 nt
Organism: Lactuca virosa
Lineage: Eukaryota; Viridiplantae; Streptophyta; Magnoliopsida; Asterales; Asteraceae
Source: the annotation of a GenBank genome assembly